AUGUUCCGCACAGCCAGGACAGCAGUGGCCCGUCUGCCGCUGCGCAGGGCAUACUCAAGCUCGGCCAAACCCCGUCAUUUGAUGUCCAUCAAUGACCUGACACCAGCCGAGUUCACCAAGCUCAUCCGCAAUGCCAAAGAUCACAAGACAGAGGUUGCCAAAACCGACAAGCUCAGCGUGCUCGGUGGCGCCCUCACAGGCAAGACGGUCGCCAUGAUGUUCAGCAAGAGGAGUACCCGGACCCGCGUCUCAACCGAGGGCGCUGUUGCUCUCAUGGGCGGCCACCCCAUGUUUCUGGGCAAGGACGACAUCCAGCUUGGCGUCAAUGAGUCGCUCUACGACACCUCGGUUGUCAUCUCCUCCAUGGUCUCGGCCAUGGUCGCCCGUGUAGGGCCACAUUCAGAUAUCACUGGCCUGGCCCAGGACUCGAGCGUCCCCGUUAUCAACGCCCUAUCCGAUGACUUCCACCCACUGCAGGCCAUUGCUGACUUCCUCACCAUCCACGAGGCAUUCCCCUCCUCAGCCUCCGGUCCAGCAAGCCUGGGCCUCGAGGGCCUGAAGGUCGCCUGGAUUGGUGACUCGAACAACGUCCUGUUCGACCUCGCGUCCGCCUGCGUCAAGCUGGGCGUCGACGUCUCCGUGGCCUCGCCUGCUGGCUACGGGAUCCCUGAGCCCAUGAAGAAGCACAUCCUCUCAGCUGCUCAAGGGGUCUCGAGCCCAGGAAAGCUGUUGGAGACUACGGUUCCUGAGGAAGCGGCCAAGAAUGCCGACAUCCUGGUCACCGACACCUGGGUAUCCAUGGGACAGGAGCAGGAGGCUCAGAAGCGGUUGAAGGCCUUUGCUGGCUUCCAGAUCACCAAUGACCUGGCAAAGAGAGGAGGUGCAAAGGAGGGCUGGAAAUUCAUGCACUGCCUGCCGCGACACGCUGAAGAGGUCCACGACGAAGUGUUCUACAGCGAUCGAUCGUUGGUGUUCCCAGAGGCUCAAAAUCGAUUAUGGGCCGCUGUCGCUGCACUUGAGGCCUUCGUGAUCAACAAGGGCCGCAUCAUUUGA
This is a messenger RNA of Diaporthe batatas, 1053 nucleotides long. Its product is annotated as ornithine carbamoyltransferase. Bases 1 to 1053 code for a protein of 350 amino acids. The transcript is spliced from 3 exons. Gene Ontology annotation, biological process: L-citrulline biosynthetic process. Gene Ontology annotation, molecular function: ornithine carbamoyltransferase activity; amino acid binding. The record is from RefSeq and is a predicted model, not a curated record. Gene Ontology annotation, cellular component: mitochondrion. Lineage: Eukaryota; Fungi; Ascomycota; Sordariomycetes; Diaporthales; Diaporthaceae.